Belonocnema kinseyi is the source of this 609-nucleotide messenger RNA. RefSeq names its product speckle-type POZ protein B-like. Gene Ontology annotation, cellular component: cytoplasm. The transcript has a single exon. Gene Ontology annotation, molecular function: ubiquitin protein ligase binding. The coding region runs from base 1 to 609 and encodes 202 amino acids. Lineage: Eukaryota; Metazoa; Arthropoda; Insecta; Hymenoptera; Cynipidae. Gene Ontology annotation, biological process: proteasome-mediated ubiquitin-dependent protein catabolic process; regulation of proteolysis. The record is from RefSeq and is a predicted model, not a curated record.
AUGCCUGAACACGUCUAUGGAAAAAUCUCAUCUCAGCUUUUUGAAUCGAAUGAUUUUCUUCAAGAUAUGGCUAAAUUUUAUGUUGAUGAUCAAAACUUUCAGGAUGUUAAAAUUACUGUACAGGAGAAAAUAUUUGGAGCACACAAAGCUGUUCUUGCCGCACGUAGCAAAGUUUUUGCAGUAAUGUUUACGAACGAAGUGUCUGAAAAAUGCAACUCAUUAGUUGAAAUUAAGGAUAUGAUGCCAGAAGUGGUUGAAAAGAUGCUUAGUUUUAUUUAUAUAGAUAAAGUCGAGGAUUCGGAAUUAAAGAAGUUUGCCCCGGAAAUUUUAGCUGCAGCAGAAAAAUACAAUUUACAAAGCCUGAAGAAAAGGUGUGUUGCAGCCAUGCACCGAAAUCUGAGUGUUGAAAAUGUCCUCAAUACUUUGGAAGUUGUUGAUACAUAUUCGAUUUCAAAUUUAAAGAAAGUAGCCUUGAAGUACUUGGUAACACACCGUCAAGAUGUAAAAAGUCAGGACGAAUUUAAAACCCUAAUUGCUGUACGUCCACAUUUAGUUGUGGAAAUGAUUGAUAUUCAGGAUAACAUUCCAGGAACUUUAUCAUAUGAUUAA